Symbiodinium sp. CCMP2592 is the source of this 1887-nucleotide messenger RNA. The record is from the annotation of a GenBank genome assembly. NCBI's taxonomy places the organism in Eukaryota, Dinophyceae, Suessiales, Symbiodiniaceae.
AUGGUGGAAUUGGUUCUUCAGCAGGACAUUUCAUCCUCACAGACCACCAUAGCGGCUGUCAGCAUCGGAGAUUCGCAGACAGUCGGAAACCUGAGGGAGUCUACAUCCUUCCAUUUUGCAAAGGCGACUGGCCACUACGGCAAAGUGGAAGUCUUCCAUCGCUUGGGUGGCUGUCGCUUAGACCCGAUCCUCGCCGAUGUCCCUGAAGCAAAGGUCUUGCUCCGAGAGGCCCACGGCUCGCAGGACCCAGCUCGGGAGGGGGACCCAGCCCCAGAGCCACCGGCAGAAGCCGAAGCCUCGACUGCUUGGAAAACGGACUGCAAUCUCGGCUCAAGUGCAGCUUGGGGCGUCGAAUCGGCGCGACUUCGACGGAAGCUCAGGCGAGAGGGCCGAAAGUGCUGGGCGGUGGCCGAGAUGCUCGGGCGCCCGCUUUCUCGCGACCGGCUUUCUUUGCUGGACCUAGCCUCGCCAGCCUCACCAGUCUCACCAGCCUUCUCCUUCAAGCCGGCGACCAAAAGGUAUACUAUUGAUUUUCUCAGGUCCAGCUACUUCUUGAUUCUCCACGUCAUCGCCUUUGCCUGCGGACCGAGUACGUUUUCACUUCCUGCUCUUCUCUGCUGCCUUGGUCUCUUCGUGUCACUCCAGACGCUGGGAAUCUCGCUGUCCUACCAUCGACAUUUGACUCACCGCUCUUUCCAGUGUCACAAGUACUUCGAGUACUUCAUCGCGUAUUGCGGCGCGUUAAACAUGCAGGGCAAUCCGAUAUGGUGGGCCAUGAACCACACGUGGCACCACAGAUUCUCGGACACGCCCUGGGAUCCGCACACUCCACGGGAGGGGCUCUGGACCGCCCAUGCCGGGUGGUUCUUCGAGAAGGAGAGGGUUCUUGAGAAGAUGCCGAAGGCCAUUGUGGCCUCACACAACCACGUGGAGCCCGGCGAGGAGGAUGAAGCCUACCUCCCUUGGUUCUACAAGGAGUCCCCGGAGUUCUACGACUGGCUUCGGCAGACCUAUUACAUACACCAAGUCUCUCAGGUUGCGCUGUUGUAUCUGCUGGGUGGGUGGAGCUUCGUUGUCUGGGGCUUUGUGAUCCGACUCCUCCUUGGCAUUCACGGAGUUUCGGCCGUGAACUCCUUUGCGCAUGUUUGGGGCGAGCAGCCCUUCAAGACCGGUGACGACUCCAAGAACAAUGUCUGGGUGGCAAUGGUCUCGUCAGGCGAAGGCUGGCACAACAAUCAUCACGCAUUCCCAAGGUCCGCAAGGCAUGGGCUUUUCCCGGGACAGUUCGAUCUGACCUAUAAUUUGAUCCUCGUGCUGGAGAAGCUGGGAGUGGUUUGGGAUGUGCAGCUUCCCAGCGAUGCGCAAAUUGCUGCAAAGCUGCUCUCUGCGAGCGAAGCAAAGGAAGCGAAGGUCGCGAAGGCGAGGUGUGCAGUCGUUUCCCACGCUCUCCAUACUGAUGAGAGCCAGCUGAGGCAUGACUUAGAAGCGCGGCUGGUUGGCGCUGUGGAGGAGCUUCUGAAGAAGCGGCCUCCACCAGAGGCUGCUUGCGAGUUCUUGGCCGCGGCGCUGUCCCUUUCUUACAGCAAAGGUUCUUGUAGCUCUGAUCGCCAUUGGUGGUGCGCUUUAUCGAGUGAUUUCUCUACACAUCGCGUUAAAGAUGUCGCCAUGAAGCCAGAACAGGGGCAACAAAGAUGUAGUUUUGAUUGUGCCACCCAGGUGCGCAGGCUAGCUCUGGGAGCAGCAGCCUUGUUCGACUCGUCUUGGACUACAUGUGCACGGUGUGUUAACGUUUCUUCGGUGCCGUCUCUGAACCUCGGAGACUGUGCGACCGGUCCUAGCCAAGCCAGCCGUCCGUCAAACGUCGCUGUCUCCAGUAUCAUCUGCUGA